AUGAGCGCGGGGAACUUUCGGAAAAGUCAACGCAUUGUCCAUGGAAAUGCCAUUGACUACCGCGAGUUAACGCCAGAAGAGCACAGCAUUGCGGGCUACUCUCCAAGCAAGAAGUCUGUGGAUACGUCUAGCGAGUUUGAGUUGAACAGCAAUAUCGACAACAAUGAUGAGGAUGACGAGGAUUACGUUCCCAGCGCCCGCGUUGCCACUCAGGGCAGAGGAAUACGACGUGCAGCUGGAGUUGCUCGAAAGAGGAUUCGAGCAUCCCAAACCGUGUCUCCCCGGAAGCGAUCCCCGGAGAAAGGUGCAAAAGAAGCCCCUAACCCUACUGCUUCGCAGAUUUCCCCAGAUGUUAUAGAGGCGGCUCGCACAUUCGAGAAGCGUGUUCCUGCAAAGCUUGAACCACAUUUCCUCAGCCGAACCCGCAUGAUAAUUGACUCUCUAAAUGUCUUCUUGUAUGCCGAACAAGGCGCCACAGAUCCAUGGAAAAGUGCCUUCUCCGCAUAUCGGUACAAUGGUCCUCGCAAACAUGCGCCCUUUAGGGAGUUAUAUCGUCUAAGCGACCCUUUGGAAGAUGAUAUCAGCGAUUGGGCUGAGAAUAUCCGCUGGGCCAAGCAGCAGUAUGAGUUGUACGGAUCUGUGUGGACGGAAUAUGAAUACUCUCUUGAGUGUAUCACCAAGCACAGGAUCCGGAGCCUCUGGGCUAGUGAGGAGUUGAUUCGGAGUGGUCGAUUUCCCGCAAACUAG
Molecule: messenger RNA, 747 nt
Organism: Westerdykella ornata
Lineage: Eukaryota; Fungi; Ascomycota; Dothideomycetes; Pleosporales; Sporormiaceae
Exons: 3
Coding region: 1-747 (248 amino acids)
Source: RefSeq, a predicted model, not a curated record